CUCUCAGCAGCAGCAAGCAGUCUGCCUCGCUAGUAAAUGGAUUAUACCGUCUCCCUCCAAGUGCAGCAUCAGUUAAAGGUGUUCCCUACUUACCUGUACCAGGACUACAGUUUGGAAUUACAGAUGAAGUCUACAGAAGUGGAGCAGGAACUGUUUACUGACAGCUACUGCAAAGUGUGCAGCGCCCAGCUUAUCUCCGAGUCCCAGAGAGUCGCCCACUAUGAGAGUCGGAAGCAUGCCAACAAAGUCCGUCUGUUUUACAUGCUGCAUCCAGUCGACGGGGGCUGUCCUGCGAAGAGACUCCGGACGGACAAUGGAAGCGAGGACGGAGAUGUGGACAAGAACAAAUGUUGCACGCUCUGCAACAUGUCGUUUACAUCAGCAGUGGUGGCCCAGUCUCAUUACCAGGGAAAAAUCCACGCCAAGAGGCUAAAGAUACUGCUAGGGGAACCGCCUGCCAUAACAAAAGAGGUGCCCCCCAGUCCGGUGAAGACCCCAGAGAUCAUGCCGGUGGUCACUUCACCCCGGCAGCGGCGAGACUCUGAUCGGUAUUGCCAGCUCUGCAACGCCUGGUUCAACAACCCGGGCAUGGCACAGCAGCACUACGAUGGCAAGAAGCACAAGAAGAACGCAGCGCGGGCGGACCUGCUGGAGCAGCUGGGCAAGACAAUAGACCUGGGGGAGCUCAAAGCUCUGAAACGCAGUUACACCUGUGAUGUCUGCAGUGUGACGCUAAACUCAGUAGACCAGUACCAUGCACACCUGCAGGGGUCCAAGCACCAGAACAACCUAAAGAGCCUGGUAUGAGUCGUUGCAGUAGAAGAACGAAAGGAAGGAUCAUCUUCGACUGGGUGAUAAAGCUAGACCCGGGACCACCAGGAACCUCGUGCGCGUGCGUGCGUGUGCGUGUGCGUGUGCGUGUGUGUGCUCCCCAGCAAAGAAAACUACGUUCCGGAUUUCACUUUCGAAGCACAUCUGAACUACCAGCCAGGCACUCCCUCCUGUUUUGGGAUCUUGUUUUUCCCGGAUCCUCAAUAACCCCGGAUCUAGCCUUUGCCAGUCACGGAUUUAAGCUUUGCCCUUGAGCACCGCUGGGACCAACAGUGAAUUUCAGUACGGCCCAGCUUUUGAGGCAGAACACAGAAGACUUUUGCUAGAGGCAAGCCAACCGCCACCUCUCUGGAUACCCGUUUUGAUCAGGCCAUUAAUGUGUUGGCUAAUACUUUACAUUAAGCGGUCCAGAUUCAAUACAGUAUUUAUCAGAUAUUAUAUGAUUUGAAUCGAUCAGUUUUUUUGAUCCGAGUGUGUUCCUUUUAUUGUGUAAUAAUACUGCUACUACAACUACUAACCCUAAUACUUUUAAACCUGUAUCAACUUUAGAAAUGUCGCUUGUUUUCAGUCUAUCAGCAAAUCGUCUUUGCACAUUUUCUAUCUUUCAACAAAGCCGGUUUGCUGGUUAUUUUUAGAGGCUGGCAAAAGUGAUUUUAGCUGAACAAGUGGUUGAUCAAUAUGUAAUCUAUAAUUGUGUAAAAUGAUGUUCCACACAACAAAUAUUUUAAAUAUUCAAAUAUUAAUUGCACAAAGUCAAAUAUUAUUUGAAAAUAUUUUUAAAAAUUGCAGAAAACAUUGUAGCGUUGUCACGUUUGAAUUGUCAUCAUAUAUAUUUGUAUGUCAUAAAAAAACAUUGCUGAGAUCUACCUAUAAAAUAACUACAUACAUUGUGAAAUCCAUGCUAACAGUGAAAAAAAAAAAACUGCUGUGCAAAAAGACAAAGCAGUUCUUCCUGUUUUUGAGGAUCUGAGCACGACUGUUCAUGAGACACGUUUCAUAUUGCAGUAUGCAGAUAUUUCUUUUGUAAGAAGCUGUGUCCUCCAGCUGUUAUUGAGUCUUUGUUUCCCCAGCGCAUCACACUGUGAAUAGCAACAAGUCAAAUAGAUAUGCGUUUCAUUAAUGCCUUCAUUGGUGUAUUUAGAGAUAUUGUACUGUAGUUACCUAUUCUUGGUACAGUAGUUCGUUUAGGGAGUCGUUAACCAAUUAGCUGCUUCCCCUAUUAACUUGUAUGCUUUCAGCCAGUAACAUGCUUUGAGCCAGAAGACACUGUUGAAUAAAAUGACCAACAGCAUCUCCAAUAACCGAAGAACUUUUCACCUAGUGAACCAAUUUUUGCUACAAUAUGUGUUUCUUUCAAAACUGCACAUUUGAAAGCUGUGUAGCUAAUUGAAGUGUAUUUUAUUGGGUACGGUACCUUUACCUCUCUAGUAAACUGUCUAAAUCCUAUACUACACUGUAACUAUUGGUAUGUAUUUCCUCAUCUAUAGUCAGUUGUCAUUCUGCUGUUUUUUUCUUCAUUUUUUUUUUGUUUGCUCCUAACACCACAUCAAAUCCCAUCGAAACGUGUAUCAUUUCAGCCGUCAUCUCAUUGUAAUCUUCAGCAUCAUUUUGUCUCCUAAGGACUGCAUUUAAUGAAAGCUGCAUCGAGAAGUCUCUUUAUAAUACAUUUUAUGGAAAUGGCAAGACUGCUUUGAUGAAAGACAUAACACAGUGUCCUUGGGACUAUAUUGAAUUACUGGGUCUUUUAAUACCUAGAUUCCCACGCAGGGAAAACAGCAUUUACUUGGCAAGUUUGACAGCUGCUAUGACAGAUUAGCCCUAUGAAAAUAAGUGCAUUGUUCUACAUUUUAAUAUAAUCGCACUUCUUUGAACUUGCACAGAAAGCUGUGCGGUAAUGAAUUUGCUCCGGUUUCUAACACAGAAAUAGAUUGAAGUUGUUAAUCCAAAUAAUCUACAUAACAAAAUGCAUAUUUUCACUGCAAGGCACCACAACAGCAGUUUGAAUGUAAGUGCAAAGGUAAGAACGUGAAUGGGUUAAAUAUAUGGUAUGUAAAUUAGCCAGAUAGCGUGCAUGUAGAUUAAUGCGUUCUCUGUUAGUAAAUGGGACAGUAGAUUUAGAUUUAUGGUGCACGCUAGGCUUACUGCUUAAUGUGCACGUUACAGCAUUACACGUCAUGUAAGUUAUUUUCAUAUAACUGGAAUCCAGACGCUAGAUAUUCAAAAGUCCCUUGAAAUUCUUCAGCAAAGAACUUAAAAUGGACAGCCUUGUCAGCUGUGUGUAAUCAAAUAGAUAUAUUCAAGCCUUUGUAUCUUUUUUCCAUUAACGUUGCAUCACAGUUUUACAAAAAAAUUAAAUAAAAAGGGCUGUGUCUCCUUCCAGCAGCUGGUGAAAUGAAUCACAGUUGCUUAUAUACAUCAAGAAAACAGAUUAUGGUGUGUCCUGGUCCCAGUUAUUCAUUGUUUUUGAUUCAAUUUCCGCUAACACUCUCCACACUUUUAGGGAUAUAUAAAAUGAGGGGGUAAAUAGGCCAAGGCAUCCAAAUGCUAUCAUAUA
Messenger RNA from Polyodon spathula (Mississippi paddlefish), 3385 nucleotides. RefSeq names its product zinc finger matrin-type protein 4-like. The record is from RefSeq and is a predicted model, not a curated record. The coding region runs from base 37 to 807 and encodes 256 amino acids. Gene Ontology annotation, molecular function: nucleic acid binding; zinc ion binding. NCBI's taxonomy places the organism in Eukaryota, Metazoa, Chordata, Actinopteri, Acipenseriformes, Polyodontidae. The transcript is spliced from 7 exons. Gene Ontology annotation, cellular component: nucleus.